Leucoraja erinaceus (little skate) is the source of this 3891-nucleotide messenger RNA. It is a transcript of the gene lpgat1, whose product is annotated as lysophosphatidylglycerol acyltransferase 1. Gene Ontology annotation, cellular component: endomembrane system. The transcript is spliced from 8 exons. NCBI's taxonomy places the organism in Eukaryota, Metazoa, Chordata, Chondrichthyes, Rajiformes, Rajidae. The record is from RefSeq and is a predicted model, not a curated record. Bases 432 to 1541 code for a protein of 369 amino acids. Gene Ontology annotation, molecular function: acyltransferase activity.
GAAAUGGUGUCGGCUUAAUAUUGCACUCGAUCGGCUCGAAAGUGGAUAUCGUAGCCUUGAAGUAUUUAUAUAUAUAUGUAUAUAUAUGCUUUUGCAAUGCUGGAAAUGGCAGUGAGUGAGCGAGGGAAGGGCUAGUUAGCCACUUGUUAGAUUGGGUCACUGCGAACGAAAUAAUCACCGGAUGGUUUAUUUGUAUUCAUUCCAUGUCUUAUCAUUCUUGUCAGGACAUGAGUGAGGAAACCAGCUUCUUCUUGGCCCAGUGGCUCCAGGCAGCUGCUGCUUAUUCUCGUUAUGUCUAUGAGUAACGGCCCAGACGAUCAGUCCAUGAACCCCCAGCUACCACAAUAGUAACCGUCCAGCGUCCUCCUUCAUCCGUCUCAUAUCCAUUUAAAGAUACCACCAACAUAGGAUCAGACGGAGGUGGUAGAAGCAUGGCAAUAAAUCGAAAUGAAAUACUGCGUAGCAGCUGGAUAUUGGUGAAAGGGGCAAUCCGAUUUGCUUUUAUGGUCAUCAACAAUAUGGUUGCCAUUCCAUCCUAUGUUUUGUAUUUCAUAGCCCUUCAGCCAUUGAAAUUACUGGACCAUAAACUGUUCUGGCAUGUGGAAGGAUUAAUGUUCAAAUGGCUGCUGGCUAUGGUGUCAUCCUGGGGUUGGACAGCAGGUUACACAGUGGUUGAAUGGGGAGAUGAUGUAAAAGCUAUCACUGAAGAUGAAACAGUGGUCUUGGUGAAUCAUCAGGCUACAGGUGAUGUCUGCACCCUCAUGAUGUGCCUGCAAGACAAAGGAACGGUAGUUUGCCACAUGAUGUGGCUAAUGGAAUAUAUUUUUAAGUUUACGAACUUCGGUAUUGUUUCUCUCAUCCAUGGGGACUUCUUCAUUAAGCAGGGUAAAGUUCACCGCGACAAGCAGCUGGUUCUACUGCGACGGCACUUAGAAAAAUACUACAGGAGCCGGGGUCGGAAAUGGAUUGUAUUAUUUCCUGAAGGAGGGUUCCUGAGAAAACGGCGAGAAACUAGCCAGCUAUUUGCAAAGAAAAAUAACUUGCCGUUUCUAAAACAUGUCACACUGCCCCGACAGGGGGCUACUGAAGUGAUCUUGCAAACCCUGUGUAUGCAGCAUGAAAAUGGAGCGAUCGGGGAUGCUAAUGGAGCAGUGGCCAAACACAAAGGUCUUCAGUGGGUUAUAGAUAUUACCAUCGCGUAUCAGAAAGCUAAGCCACUAGACAUUCAGACUUGGAUCAUUGGUUACAGAGAUCCAACAGUCACAAAUGUUCACUACAGGAUCUAUCCUAUUAAAGAUGUCCCUGUAGAGAGCGUGGCACUAACUAGAUGGCUCUACCAACGAUUUGUAGAAAAAGAGGAACUGCUGGCCCACUUUUAUGAAACAGGAGCAUUCCCACCUACCAAAGGUCAAACUACAGCAACUUCCAGACCGAUGAUUCUUGACUCAGUCUGGCUCUUCGUGGUGCAAAUAAUUGGAUUUAUUUCUGGCUACAUGUGGUAUAAUGCUCUGCACUACUUGUAUCACUGCCUGGGGCUCUAGGAAUUUUGAGAACGAACAUUGAAUUAGGAUAUGAACUCCAGUGUUUGUGUCGGUAUCCAUCGGUGAAUACAAAUGUUUCUUGAACGAUGAUAUAAGGAGAAGAAUGGAUUCAUUGCCUGUCAUUUUCAUUGAGAUCUUUAGACUCAAAUCUAAACUAUUAGUUCAGAUCAUCAAGUCUACGACCUGCUGUUAAGGUUUCUGACAUGUUUACGUGGUCGUUAAGCAUCCACACUGUUUAAUUAUGCUGCUUAUCUACAGAUGGCCUCCUCAGGAGGAGAAAUGCUGGAGAAUACGUCAGAUUAUUGCAGUAAACGCACUCCAUUCGCCAUUGCUUCGGGUGGCAAGAUUGCCCAGAGAUGAAUCUCCAUUGAAGAAGCCCACAUCUACCUUUUCCUGGUUAAAAUUAUAUCGAAAAGCACUGGGGGAAAAAACUUGUCAGAGCUGCCACAAUUUUAUGUGUCGUUCGUGGGGAACAUUGUUUGUUUCUCUUAGCAUUUAAUCAAUACAUUUUGUUUUGUGAUUCAUUAAAAGGCCGUGUUUAAAGCAUGGUCUAGAGCAUCUAAAAUUCUAGUGAUUGCAGGUCAUUAAUUGUUGAUGACAUUUAUAUAGUUACUGGUAAAAUAGUUAUGAAAGCAGAAAUAUCAUGUUUCAUUCUAGUUCUAGUAUGUACAAUGCAGUACUUCUGAGUAUAGUUUAAUUUAAUUGACCAAAUGCAACAAUGCAGCCAAUCAUGUAGUAUUUUGCACUCCGUAAGAAGUUGCUGAUUGUAGUUAGUAAAGAACGAUUACAACAGUGAUGUUAUGUAAUAGCCAGGCUGUCACAUAGCACUGAAUGUAUGUUAUGAAGGACUUGACAUAAUGGACUAGAAACUACAAACAAAGUAAGUUUACAAGUUAGUUGAAAGUACAGGUCAUCCGAAUUAACUUUUACUCUGCUCCUUUAUUAAACUCGGAGAUUCUGGCUGCAUCUUUCAUGGUAUACAUUCUACUGUUUGUUCAAAUUGUGUGGGUGUAACUGAUGGAUUGUCCGAUAUCAUGCAAAUCAUUUUUAAUCUCGGUCCAUUAAUCUGAGCCUGAAGAGGUUAUCAGCAGGAAUAUUCGUAGGUUCUAAUUUGCUGUUUGGAAGUUAUGACUUGAUUUCCAAGAGAUGAGAUUAAAACAUAGUGUUCCGAUGUAUCCAGUUUGCUAUCAAAAUUUAAAUUAGUGGGCUUUUGACCAAGAAGUUCAGACAAGCAUUUUAUUGCCUCAGUGGAUUCUGCCACCAGUGAUGUGUUCCAUUGUACCAAAGGCAAUUCCGGUCAGAAAAAUAGCUUACCUUGGGAAAAGGGAAAUGUAUUACAAUGUGCUUGUAUGUUUGCGGUCUGAAGGUAGACACACUGGUUUAGUUAGGAUUUUUUGAGUAUGAUAGCGUGCGUGUUAGAUUAACAUAUUCCAUAUUUAAAAAUGUAAUUAUCUCAGAUAUCAUACUGGCAAAGGAAUUGAUAAUUGGCAUUUUUUUAAUGAAUUCCCAUUGGAAAUUAGGAAACACAAACGCUUAAGGCGCCCCCUCCUGCCUAGGUUUUUAUUGUAAGGAGCCUGGGAGCUAUCAAUGCUCGUACAUUUCUGGGAACAUAUAUAGUGGACUGUUGUACUGUGGCUUGUUCCUAUUGCUAUCCAUGCUGGGUGUGUCACUAGGUCAGCAUGAGACAGUGCAGGCUGAAAGGCUGUGGGGCAGUUGGUGGUUCUCUUCACUUUUCAUUGACGAAAUUAGAAACCAUAGAGGCAACAUUCAUCAAAUGAAAGAAAUGCCCUGUUUCAAGCCAGCAGAUGUCAAGAACUGUUUGGUAACUGGUUGGCAUAUGAAUUGUAAAUCAGUAUGGAUUAUGAAGCAAAAUAUGUAACUCGGAAUUUUGAACUGCUUUACUUUGGAACCAAAAAUUGAACAGGAUGGGAAUCAGAAUUAGCUAAUUAAGCAUGGUGUAGAAUAGUUUUUAAACAAAAGAGAAAUUAUAGAAUACGCACAGCAGGUGGUGAUCUGUUGAACUUUUUUAUUGAAAUGUAUAAAGUGACAAAAUGACGUAAUCAUUUCUCCCUGAUACCCUCCUUAAACUCUAUAAGGAGACUAUUUUAACUUUAGUUCAAACAUGACAUAAACUAGUUGGCUCUAGGUUACAUUUAAACACGGAAAACAACAUUGAACUGAAAUGUGGGUCGCAGUGUAAGGGCCGCACUUUAGUUCUUUUCUUCAGUUUCAGUGUUAAUUGUUGUUCCUUGAACUAUUCUGAAUUUUUUUUCCUUUCAAUCAGAUGCACAUUUUCAAUUGUAAAGGUGCAUAGGAGUCGACAGAUAAUGGAAAUAAAAUGUUGCUGAGA